Messenger RNA from Pochonia chlamydosporia 170, 735 nucleotides. Its product is annotated as basic-leucine zipper (bZIP) transcription factor. Lineage: Eukaryota; Fungi; Ascomycota; Sordariomycetes; Hypocreales; Clavicipitaceae. Gene Ontology annotation, biological process: regulation of transcription by RNA polymerase II. The transcript has 2 exons. The record is from RefSeq and is a predicted model, not a curated record. Bases 1 to 735 code for a protein of 244 amino acids. Gene Ontology annotation, molecular function: DNA-binding transcription factor activity, RNA polymerase II-specific; RNA polymerase II cis-regulatory region sequence-specific DNA binding.
AUGGCAGAAGAAAGAGUCAUUGACCCUGUGCUUCUUGAUCCUGAGCGGCGUUCCCUUUGUCGGUUUCCGACAAGUGUUUACGAUCGGACAACUAAUCCGUUGCUCUAUCCGUUGUCGGGACAUUACUCCGAGAAUAUUCCCAAUGAAUCAAUAGAAUCUAGCGCAGGAACGAAGAACAAAUUAGCAAAACAGAAACCAGCUACCGCAAACACGGCCGGCUCCUUCCCAAAAACACGACGGCAGCCGGGACGGGAGGCAACAAAGGCUAACCUUCAGCUAAGUGCGGAGCCUAGCGCGAAGAAGUCAAGGAAUCAUCGUCAAAGAUCUCUCGAAAGAAACCGCGUAGCAGCUUCAAAAUGUCGGAAACGCAAGAAGCAGUGGACAAAAAACCUAGAACAGAAGCAAUCUUGCCUAGAAUCAAUCCACCUUCAGCUUCAGGCGGAAUGCAUGAACCUCCGCAAAGAGUCGUCUCAGCUGAAGAACUACCUGAUAAGCCAUGCAAGCUGCCAGGAUGCCAACAUUGAUGGUUGGAUAAACAGCGAGGCUUUAAAAUAUGCUCGCAAUCUACAAUCUGCGAAUCGUUUGAGUAGAAAUGUCUCAACUUCAAUGAAUUCAUCGAGUACCAGUGCUGUUUCUGUCAUAUCGCAAGAAUCACUAGACCUCGGAAAUGAAGACUUGGAAAGUGAUGAAUAUUCUGACGAGGAUGAUGACUCACAAGGCGAUUCGGAGGGCUGA